AUGGCAUCCCCCCUCUCCCGCCAGGCCUCCAGUCGGCCCCACGGCUUCCACCCGGAAGGGGAGGGCCGGAGGACGAGCCACGCGCCGGGGCUCGACCGGGAGACUCGCUGGGACCCACGAGACGGGACGAACGGCGUGAUCAUGGAGGCGGCGGCCACGGCCGAGCCCGACAGGUCGUGCACAGUCAUCAUCCACCCCUUGCGCGGGCCCACGGGCCCGUCCUUGUCGCUCGAGAGGGUCCGCCUCAGCCAGCUCAGCCGGCUGCUGGCUGAAGAAACACUUUAUGGAGUUGGAAUAGUGCUAAAGUCAAAGAUUGAGCAGGUGAUGCUUGCAUUCCAUGCUAAAGUCAUAAAUCUCUGA
Striga asiatica is the source of this 360-nucleotide messenger RNA. NCBI's taxonomy places the organism in Eukaryota, Viridiplantae, Streptophyta, Magnoliopsida, Lamiales, Orobanchaceae. The record is from the annotation of a GenBank genome assembly.